This is a messenger RNA of Rhizophagus irregularis DAOM 181602=DAOM 197198, 261 nucleotides long. The record is from RefSeq and is a predicted model, not a curated record. NCBI's taxonomy places the organism in Eukaryota, Fungi, Glomeromycota, Glomeromycetes, Glomerales, Glomeraceae.
GCUCGGAAAUUUGAAAUCUUAGAAGGAAGCAACACCGAUAUUACAGUCCUUACAGUUAUGAUAAUGUAUCAUGUGCGUUAUUAUAUAUCUUGUGCUAUCUCUCUUAGUUUGUUGUUUUAUUUUAAAAUAACUUCCUUUCUUUUAAUUUAUAGAUUUACUUUUUCAAAUCCUAUCGCUAUGGAGAUGAUCUUUUUCAUCAUCUAAAAAUCCUAAUCCUCAGUAUUACAGUAUAUCACGUCUUAAAAAAUAAUGCAAAUAAUU